CAACAACAAAAACACUUUUUUUCGUUUAUUCUCUGUUUCACUUUCACUUAUGUCUUAAUAUUUCUCCUUUGGCAAUUACAAUCUAAAUCAUCUCCUUUUGCAGGCUGCAUUGCUGUUACCGCCACCGUCUUCGUUUUGGAGAACAGUUGCCCAUUCACCGUCUGGCCCGGAAUUCUCUCCGGCAACAGAACCACCCUAGGCGACGGCGGGGUUCCCCUGACUCCAGGCGCUUCCGUACAGCUCACUGCUCCUCCGGGAUGGCCAGGCCGCUUCUGGGCUCGCACCGGCUGUAGUUUCGAUGCCUCCGGUCGCGGUGGCUGCGUCACCAGAGACUGCGGCGGCGUUUUAAAUUGUAACCGCCGCGGAUUUCCUCCGGCCACUCUGGCUGAGUUCACCUUCGGAUCAGGCGAUUCCGAUGUGGAUUUCUACGACGCCAGCCUCGUCGACGGUUACAACGUCAAGAUUGGGAUCGAGCCCUUGGGAGGAACCGGAGAUUGCCACUACGCGGGCUGCCUCGCCGACGUCAACGAGAUUUGCCCCGGCGAUCUUCGGAUCAUGGAUACGAACGUCGAUGGAGUUGUUGCGGCGUGCAUGAGCGCGUGCGCGGAGUUUGAUUCGCCGGAGUUUUGCUGCACCGGUGCUCACGCGACGCCGCAAACUUGUAAUCCGAGUCAGUACUCGAUGGUGUUCAAGAAUGCUAGUUCUUAAAUCUACACUCUACAUCUACUAAUUGCAUUCCACGUUGUUCUCUUUUUUUUGCUAAAUUGUAAAUAUCGUUAGAAUGAAGAGAAGAUUUUACAUGAGCAAGAUCUUAAGUUUUAAAUCCAUCUUGGCAAAAAAAGGAAAAACAAGAUGGAUCACCAUUUGACCAAAGCUUUUACACAAACAAGGUCAUCUCAACCAGCAGGCCAUAAGCGAACAGAAGGCCUUCCUAUGCUUCCUUGCUGAGAUAAUGUUUCUCAUCUCUUUAUCGACAAAGUAAAAUACUGAUGCAGCAGUGAGAGAGAUGUGGUUGUGGAUCAAAUUGUUUCUUUGUUUCCAAAGAUGAAAAAUGAUCGUUUGAGUAGCGAGCUUCCGCAUGAGCUUCAGCUUCACAGGCGCAGCAACUCUUAUCCAAGAUAGAAGUUCUGACCAAUCCAUAAAGCUAGACACUGGCGGGCCGCACCUGACGAAGACCUCUCUCAGACGUCGAUGCUGUAUUCGCAGCGCAGGAAAAGGUGGUCUCUGGUUUCUAUGCUUCUCGAGCAAAAGGGACAGUCCGUGGCGAUGGCCAUCCCCCAAGCCGCUAGCCUGUUCCUUGUAGGCAACCUGUCAUAAUUGGCCACCCACAUUGUGAAAGAGUGUUUGGGGAUCGCUCCCUUGAACCAAACCACGUCGUGCCAGUCCACUUCCUCUUGCCUUGGCCUUAAAACCUCCCAUGUCGUAGCAGACCUGAAAAUACGCAAAGGAGAAUCACCAGCAUGCCAUUCAUAUCUAUCA
Molecule: messenger RNA, 1479 nt
Organism: Brassica rapa (field mustard)
Lineage: Eukaryota; Viridiplantae; Streptophyta; Magnoliopsida; Brassicales; Brassicaceae
Product: pathogenesis-related protein 5-like
Source: RefSeq, a predicted model, not a curated record